Molecule: messenger RNA, 258 nt
Organism: Symbiodinium necroappetens
Lineage: Eukaryota; Dinophyceae; Suessiales; Symbiodiniaceae
Source: the annotation of a GenBank genome assembly
GCCCAAGGUCUCCAGGAGAAGGUGAGCCGACUCGAGCGUCAGGAAGCUGGCUUCAAGGCUGAGAUCGAGCGACUGCAGGUGGAUCAUGAAGCCAGCGAGCAGCGUGCGGAGGAGGAGAGACUUCGCGCUUCGAGCUUCAGUGAGCAGCUCAGCGUGGCGAAAGCUCGAGAGGAAGAGCUCCUCAAGCAAGAGCUCGCGAAGACCAAGGAGUUCAGGGAGCGGGUGGAGCAAGCCAAGGUCGACGAUGUGAAACUCCUG